This is a messenger RNA of Bursaphelenchus xylophilus (pine wood nematode), 2103 nucleotides long. NCBI's taxonomy places the organism in Eukaryota, Metazoa, Nematoda, Chromadorea, Rhabditida, Aphelenchoididae. The record is from the annotation of a GenBank genome assembly.
AUGGAGGAAUUCACGGAACAAGAAGAUGGAUUUGCUGACGAUGAUUUGUUAUCUCCAGAUGAAAUUAAAGGUAAGUUUACAUUCUUUGUGUACAUUCUGUUUUUAGCUCUGAAGAUAUCGGAUAAUCGAGGCGAAGGGAAUAUGUCGAGAUCAUUCUUGGAGCGGGACAAUUUUGAGAACGAACUUGGGAUUGAAGUGGAUGAUCCGUUUGGGGAAGAUUUUGGGGACAUCCAUCGGCAUGAGAUUGUGUCCGUGAUUGGGGAAGGAGACCUGGUUAGUCGACCAGUCAUUAUGAUCUAUGCAUAUCGGUUACCGUCGAACAAGAACUUUAAUCAUGAGAAAUUUCUGAGGUAAGACAUCUAAAAAAUGUAACCUUUAUUUGCUUAUAGAUACUUAAUGAAAACACUAGAUCGAGUAGUAGAUCUCGAUUAUACUAUUGUCUACUUCCAUUACGGCCUAAGAAGUCACAAUAAACCGCCACUCAAAUGGCUUGUGCAAACAUAUCAGAUGUUAGAUCGAAGAUAUAAAAAGAAUCUGAAGGCCUUGUAUCUUGUGCAUCCUACCAGAUUCAUCAGAAUUGCCUGGAAGAUAUUCCAACCGUUCAUAUCAUACAAGUUUGAGAGGAAGGUCCAUUAUGUAAACUAUGUUUAUGAGCUGAAAACGGAUUUAAGGGUCGCCAAUCUGAAUAUUCCACAACCAAUCUUGGAGUGAGUUCAAUAUAAGCUUUUUUAUUCUUGAUUUUAGUCAUGAUGACAAUCUCCGAUCGUCACAGGUCCAAUCGUCAUCCGCCUCCUCAUCACCCGUCCAGCCACCUCGGCCCACUCAACAGUUUGAUGUGUCAUUAGAAUUGUAAGAAAACUAUUCAAUAAUCUAAAAUAAUUUUAGUAUUCUAAACCACAACCCUGACUGUGAUAUUCCACCAAUUGUGACAGAUAUAUUGGACUUUCUUUAUGAACACGGUCUUGAUGUUGAAGGGAUAUUCAGAAGAUCUGCCGAGAUCUCAACGAUACGAAAUCUGCAGAAUCGAAUAAAUAAAGGGGAGAAGAUCGAUUUCUUAAAUGAUCCGGAGUAUAAAGGCCGAAUUCAGAAAGCUGUUAUCGAUGCUUCUGUUCUCUUGAAGACCUUUUUCCGAUCAAUGGGAGAACCUGUGAUUACAAAUAAUCUGUAUGGAGAAGUUGUGAGGAUAAGCAGUAAGUCAAUCGUAUGUUUUAAAUUUGUUUACUAUUUUAUGCAAAUUGCUGUUUGUUUCCUAUUUUCAGAUGUGGAGAAGGAGAAGAAAACAGAAGCAAUAAAAGCCUUUGUCAAGAAAUUACCCCGGGAAAACUUCGUUCUUCUCAAGGUCGUGUCGAAGUUCUUGACGAAAGUCGCCGAGAACAGCAAGGUAAAUCUGAUGGAUGCCAACAAUUUGAGUGUUGUAUUUGGCCCGAAUUUCACUUGGCCCACAGAUCAACAAGUACCGAUCAACCAAUUACACAACUUAAAUAACUUCUGUUACAAAUUGAUAACAGAAUACGAUCAGAUCUUCGAGUGAUUACUCUUGUUUAUUUGGGUGGUAGUAUGCCUUACGAUAAGUACGGUAUUUUGUUUUGCUUUUAUCUUUGCCUGUUUCUACCCUAAGAAUCUGUGAUAUUAUGAAUACGUAAAGAAUAUCUCUAAGAUGAAAUUAAAGGAAGUCUUAUUUUUGCUCGGGCUGAGUGUCAAAUUUGAAUUGCGGGAGAGGUCGUCGCUCAAUUUCACGCUAAAGACGGCGUGACCCGAGGCCCAUUCGAAGCGGGCCGUCCUUUCCUCGCUCAUUAUAGUACUGGCUUCUAAACAGCUGCAAGAAGUAUGUAUUUAAAAAUUGCGGAAGUGCCGAAAGCUGCUCAAGUCUAUAGUUUCGGUCUGCCCGUCUCUGCUUCGGACAUUACAUGGGAAUGACGGUAGAAGUAUAAUUGUCCCCAGAUUUCCCUCAUAUUAUCAUUCACUGGCUUCUUCCCGUCCCCUCUUCCCUCGUUAAUUAAUUUUGAAUAGAAACCCCAAGAAAUGUUGUCCCAGACAUGAGCUUGUGUUUAGUUUAGGGUGGGCGGAGUCGGGCCUUCAACUGACUUACAACAAUGUGGAUAG